Molecule: messenger RNA, 1324 nt
Organism: Bradysia coprophila
Lineage: Eukaryota; Metazoa; Arthropoda; Insecta; Diptera; Sciaridae
Product: glycoprotein-N-acetylgalactosamine 3-beta-galactosyltransferase 1-like
Cellular component (GO): membrane
Molecular function (GO): N-acetylgalactosaminide beta-1,3-galactosyltransferase activity
Source: RefSeq, a predicted model, not a curated record
AUCAGAAAACCCAUCGUCAGUAAUAAACUCGGUGUUGCUUUCUUCUUGCGUUUUUCUUAAAGCAUUUGAAGCUUGAUUAGUGUAGGAAACUUAAAGUUUAAAAUUUUAUCGCACUUGCAUUAACUUUUUUUGCGUAACACUGCUAUUUAUUCAGCUCACUGAAUCCAACAAAUGUGACAAAUUAACGUUGUCGGGCACAUACAGUAAUUUUCAGUGAAUUCCAGUCCGUUCACUUCUAAUAUCUACGUUGAUAAUAAAGAUACCAGCGGUUAAACAUAGUUAUGCCAUCGUAUAUUUAUAACAUCAAACAGAGUUUAUGUCGAAAUUCAAUAAUUUUGUGGGUUCUCGUAAUUGUGACUUACAUCACUUUUUAUCUGAGCUGUUCACCACUGAAAGCUGCAGAUUUUAGAAUAGGAAAAAAUCGCAGUGCUACAGAAGGUCGUGUAUUGUGCUGGGUCAUGACCAACCCGACAAAUCACAGAAUGAAAGCAAUUCACGUUCAACGGACAUGGGGCCGACGUUGCAACAAAUUAAUAUUUAUGAGUUCUGAAGAAGACCCUGAAUUGAGUAGUGUAGUAGCACUAAAUGUUGAAGAAGGGCGCGAUCAUCUUUGGGCUAAAACGAAAGAAGCGUUUAAGUACAUAUACCAGCAUCAUCUCGACGAAGCCGAAUGGUUUCUGAAAGCUGACGACGACACAUAUGUUAUUGUCGAAAAUCUGCGAUUCUUUCUCAAAGAUUUCGAUUCGAACAAUGCGGUUUCCCUUGGCUGUAAAUUUACACAAGGAUUCUUUAGUGGAGGAGCAGGAUACGUUCUGAGCAAAGAAUCGGUCAAACGGUUCGUGGAGAAUAGUUUAUUAGACGGAAGCAAAUGCCGCCAAGAGCACGAUGGUCUCGAAGACUUAGAGAUGGGUACUUGUUUGUAUAACAUUGGCAUAGAAACAACAGAUACCAGAGACACUAUUGGUCGCUACCGGUUUCUUCCGUUCAACCCUCAGAUUGAAGUAGUACCACGAAAUCCGUCAGAUAAAUAUUGGUUCUACAUGUACUAUCCAGAAAGUAAGGGUGAGAAUUUAGAGACCGUUUCUGCUAACCCGUUACAUGAUUACAUAGCCGAUGAAAUGCAUCCAAUGGAUUAUAUGUCCGAUCGUGUUAUUUCAUUUCAUUACGUACCUCCAAAGCAAAUGUACUUUAUGGAUCAUCUACUCUACCACGUAAGACUACACAAAGUUUAAGCUAAAUAGAAGAAGAAAUGAAAAUGUAAGUAAUGAAAAAUGCUAGAGUAAGGCACCCAAUUGUGGAACACAUUGAGGAAAAAUUAAAAAGC